Messenger RNA from Porites evermanni, 16674 nucleotides. The record is from the annotation of a GenBank genome assembly. Lineage: Eukaryota; Metazoa; Cnidaria; Anthozoa; Scleractinia; Poritidae.
AAAUUAAAGCUAAUGACGUUUUCCCUGUCGCGUAUGUCGCCGUUGUUGCUACCUGCUAACAUAAAGUUUAGAGUGUGCGCGCGCAUUUGCCAAUGACGGCCUUACAAUUUCCGGGAAAUGCCAAAAUAGAUUAUCAUUGUCACAGACAACUUGUGCCUUACAAGCGAUCCGGCGACAUGUCGUAUCAGCAGAAAAGGUUUUACCUUUUUAACUGCGACAACACUUAUAGUUUAGAGACAGUUGAGAAGCUUUUGCUUGAGGCAGGCGACAAACAUGGCUUCAAAAUCUCGGUUGAUCGUCUUUGUUUUGGUCUGCAACGAAUGGCUGAGGUGUGCGACAGAACAUUACCUCACCUGGUAAUGGAUUAUGCUAUCUUUGUUGUUCAUGCAGACGAAUCUCGUCUUUCCAUCAACGAAGACAACGCUGGGAUUGGUUACGCGAGGCUUUACCGUGCUCUGCUUCAAAAAACAGGUGGGUUUUAAUGUAGCUCGCAUUGGCUUCCAUUCUUUCUGAGGCUAAACUUCAGAACAGUGGCAUUGUAUAUAUUUUAUAAAUUCAACGCAGACCCCAUUUAAUACCCGUCAUUAAAGAGUCUUCCAAAAAUUAACGCACAGAUAAUGGUGAUAUGAAAACAGAAAGUCAUUCAUACGUUUUAUAGAGCCACGUAUGCAAAAGGCACGGCGGAAGUGCUACGACACUUUCGAUAUCCAACUUCGAGGCCACGUGACGGAGUGCCACGUAAAGAAAUGAUGGUCUGGCACGACAUUAGAAAACCGGAAGGAUAUCUUAGAGAGAUUUCGCAAUAGUGUCCAAUGUUUUUCAUAAGAUAUUUAGGUGACAAGAGCGAAAGCAUUUCUUGGAAAGCCUCGGCCAUGACAGGUGACCACUGAAACCGGAAGCGUUUCUCAGAAAGGCGGAAGUGUUACAACACUUUCGAUACCGAAAGAUAUCAGGUGACAAGGGCGGAAGCAUUUCUGGAAAUAAUACAGGCAUGGAAGGUGAACACUGAAACCGGAAGCGUUUCUCAGAAAGGCGGAAGUGUUACAACACUUUCGAUACCGAAAGANGAGGCAGGCGACAAAUAUGGCUUCAAAAUCUCGGUUGAUCGUCUUUGUUUUGGUCUGCAACGAAUGGCUGAGGUGUGCGACAGAACAUUACCUCACCUGGUAAUGGAUUAUGCUAUCUUUGUUGUUCAUGCAGACGAAUCUCGUCUUUCCAUCAACGAAGACAACGCUGGGAUUGGUUACGCGAGGCUUUACCGUGCUCUGCUUCAAAAAACAGGUGGGUUUUAAUGUAGCUCGCAUUGGCCUCCAUUCUUUCUGAGGCUAAACUUCAGAACAGUGGCAUUGUAUAUAUUUUAUAAAUUCAACGCAGACCCCAUUUAAUACCCGUCAUUAAAGAGUCUUCCAAAAAUUAACGCACAGAUAAUGGUGAUAUGAAAACAGAAAGUCAUUCAUACGUUUUAUAGAGCCACGUAUGCAUAAGGCACGGCGGAAGUGCUACGACACUUUCGAUAUCUAACUUCGAGGCCACGUGACGGAGUGCCACGUAAAGAAAUGAUGGUCUGGCACGACAUUAGAAAACCGGAAGGAUAUCUUAGAGAGAUUUCGCAAUAGUGUCCAAUGUUUUUCAUAAGAUAUUUAGGAGACAAGAGUGGAAGCAUUUCUUGGAAAGCCUCGGCCAUGACAGGUGACCACUGAAACCGGAAGCGUUUCUCAGAAAGGCGGAAGUGUUACAACACUUUCGAUACCGAAAGAUAUUAGGUGACAAGGGCGGAAGUAUUUCUUGGAAAUACCUCAGGCAUGGAAGGUGACCACUGAAACCGGAAACGCUUUUCGGAAAGAUUUUGUAACACUGAAUUCAACAUAAACUGUAGAAAAUUUAGUAAACACACCCACGAAAUUAAAUGAUUGAUACUUUGAUCGUAAUAAAAUAGUGGGUUGAAUGUAAAUAGAGCUAUAAUAAAUAUAUUGAAAUCCUGACCUUCGUGUCAGCCAGGUUUAAUGUAUCACAUCAAAGCUCUGUAUGAAGUUAUUAAUAUAUGAAAAUCAUAAAUGUGAACUGCGGAGUGAAGAAUUAUAAAGGGUCUGAAUUAUAAAGUAGAUCAUCGCAGUUAGAGCGCAACUUUUGCAGUUGCGUCUAUAACUACAAUGAUCUUCCUUCAUAUAAUUCCUCACUCAGCAGUUUACAAAUAUGAUUUUCAUAUAUUCAUUACUUUAUCAUCAUCCUUUAACGGGUUUAUAACGAACCAAUUCAACGACUUGCUCCCAGUUGUCUCGUUAGCUUAAUUCGUAGAGCGCUGCACCGGUAUCGCAGAGGUCAAGAUUUAGAAUCCCGUACAAUUCCGAUUUUUUUUCAGGGUUUCUUUUCGCAACUGCAAAAGUUGCGUCUAUAAGUGCAAUGAUCUUCCUUGAUAGAAAACUCUGUAUACUGCUCAAUUUACAGCCAUUCCAUGUUGCCACUUUUCUUUCAGAUAAUAAAGUGCUGAUCGUGAUAGGCGGAGACAAAUAUUACAGAGAUGAAGACGAAAAAACGCGGUCUGUCAUCUCGCGCUGGGCGAGAAGGAAGGUGUCUUCCCAGUUUGGUGAAGAGUUUCUGGAUGGAAGACAAAGCUUCAUCUUCUCUUGGAAUGAAAAUCACCGACCGAUUCACGAGGAAGCGAUGUACCACUUUCUAGAACCCCGCAAAAGAGGAUGCAAGUUUGAAUACACACCUCCCAAACCCCUGCCCAAGCCCGUAGCACCUGUGGUCCCUCAACCCUUACCGAAGCCUGAACCAUCUGCGGCCCCCUGGACAACGGGCACUUACCCGAGACCGGGGGUAAAGCUAAUUUCCGUUUCCUUUCUUCCAAACAUCCUUUUUGUAAGAACUAAGGGUUAAUUCUCUAAGGAAUGUUCGGUAAAGUCAAUUCAAGAGAGCGCUCCUCCUACAACUAACAAUCCCCGGGCAUUUUUUAUUUUAAAAUAGGUUAAAUGCCCCCUAUGUCGAGCAGUUAGUAUGAGAAAUCAAAUCAAUAUUGCUUCGCUAUGAAGAACAAAAUUAUUAUAAACCAAUCAGUUAAAAAAUAUUAUCAAGUCGAGGACGAUACUUUUUGCGACAAAUUUUCUAUUCUCGUCCAAAUAUUAGCCAAAAUUAUUACCAAGAAUCUUUUUCUUAUUUACCUUAAAUUGAAAAAAAGCUGACGAUAAGCAGCAAGUUACGGUCCUUUCCGUCCCCCCCCCCCGGGGGGCAUGUGCUGCUGGCCUCUCAGAGCCCAUACCCCAUUACAGUCUAUUCUGUGGCCAAUUAUAGACCCUAUCUUAUCACUCAGAUGCGACCCCAUCCAGCUUCUCAUCCCCAUUAGCCUCUUAUAAGAAAGUACUCUCCCGGGCUUUCCCACCUUUUAAAACUAGCAGCACUUAGCAGAAACCAAACAAAAGACGUUUUCAAAAAUUUUAGGUGUGCAAAAGAUAAUUAUGUUGUUUUUCCUGGUGGACUAUAAACUCACAGAAAACACAAAAUCGCAGUCUAAUUGUUAAAAGGAAUUCAAAUAACAAGUACCAUAAAAAUCUGAAGCUGUUGAUUCAUCAUAAUUCAAAGUCGUUGAGUCUCCUUGUCUAUCCUUUUCUAGGACUUUAAAGAUGCUAAUACAUCUCACCGUAGACCCUUCAACAACUUGGAAUCACAAAAAAGUGAGUUGACAUAUGAUUUGGACAAAGGCACUUAUGAAGGUGAAAUACUCUCUCUUUGGGUGUUUGGAAAAACAUAGUUAAACUUAUAUACUACUAUUAACCUAUAAAUACACCUUUUUUUAGGAUAUUCUCCUGGUUGUCUAACCUUCAUCUCUCACUGACGAACCACCCAUACAAAAAACCGUAUUAUAGUUAUAGUGUUAAAAGUGUAUGUUUUUCCAAAGUUUAAAACGUUGUUGUUUUUCUUUUUUUAGUUGUUGAUCGUUGUAUCUAUAUUACGCCGAUGUUUAAAGUUAUCGAAUCGUAAUCUGAUAUGAUGUGGAUGUUGAUAGAACAAAUAUGCUCUGAAACGUUCCGUCUUGUAUCAUUAAUUGUGAUGAAAUAGACUAUUCUUUGCGUAAAAAAAGGUUCUUAUCUGAAAUUGUCAAUGGCCAGCUCAGAUAGUUGUCAUCUCUAUGAUAUCAUUUCCUUUCUUUCCGUUAACUCGUUCGGCUCCAUCGCAGGCGUAUUUUAGCUUCUCAGACCAACCUCGUUUCCAGUAUUCUCUCUCUUGCCUCGAGAAAGAAGGCUGGAGAGAGAACCCCAGGGAUGGUCGUCAGGCGUCCCCGCCCCCACCCCUUCGUUGCAGGGAUUAAGUACCAAGUAAAAAGAGCUUGUGCGUAGGACGCGCUUUGUUAAGAAAUAGAGUUAUAAGGCAACGUACAACAUACAUCUCAUAAACUGUGUGAUUCUUUCAUAUUCUAGCUUUGAAUAUGGGUGGUAGUGGAGUACCACCUGUUUACCUAGCAGGGACCGUGUUAUUGGAGACAUACGUGCGUUAUGGAAGCAUUUCAUUUAACCGUGAGGAUAUCUUCCAGGAGGAAGGAGGAUGGCGACCAACAGCGAAACAGGUGUCAGACCUUAUGAGCGGCUUCAAGUCCAUACCUUUGGCUAAAGUAACUUUCGUCAGUACUGGUAACGCAGGAGUUUCUUAUUCUGUUGUCAAGGUGACAAGUGACGAUUGGUGGGAGCGCUGUUUGUCAAGUUCCGGUAGAUUUCGACCGUGUUUUUCCUGGCUUAAGAGAAACUACAAGGUCUGUACUGUGGCGUGCGUUUUAAGCCUGGUUGUCUUGCUCGGGUAUUUGUGGAGUAGUAAGGAUUAGUUUAGGUGCGGUUAAUUGUUUACCAUUUACGAAGAGAUUCCGAAAAAUCUGGUUGGAAAGUGAAUGGAACUUAUAAGGGUCGAUUACCAACCGCUGUUCGGGAUAUGAGCCUGCCCCUGAGCGUGUUCUCUGGAACAUGCGUACGAUUUUUUAUGUUAUUGCAGUGGAAAAUUUCCGGGAGCAACGGAACAUCUGAAAAGGUAGUCCUGUUUUUCCGGGCGAAAGGUUCCAAGCGGAAACUUUGAUACCAUUUUCAGGCUUUCGCGGCCGUUAACUGAUUUGUGCACUAAGGAUGGUAAACACUGCCAGUUUUCUCAUGUAAAUGGUAAACAACUGUUGACUGCUAACAAGUCGCUGAGACUGCAAGUACAGAUUACAUGUAAUAUCGUAGCAACAUGUUGAUGAAAAAGACAACAAUAUUGUAGUCGAUUUAGUUCUGUCUAUCUUUCAAGACCAAGCUUUCUGGUCGCGUUGAUUAAAAGUUUAAUAAACACUUUUCAAUCCUUAUUGUUUGCUGUCUACAGACUUAUUUAUUUGUAGAAAUUUUUGUUUUUCUCCCCGACCUUCAUUAACUUGAAUAUAAAUCUGUUCACGUAAUACCAUUUCCUACAAUGGCGCUUUUGGAAAAUCAUCAAUUUUGUGACUACCUGCGUGACCUCUAACAAGUUCGGCGAGUGCGUAUUCCCGGAUGUCGUCCCAAGUUCCGGGAAAUUCCCCAACAAAGAGACGACCCUGCGACAAGUAUUGAAGUGAACACGACAUGGCGAAGCAGUUAAAUUUUUUCCUUUUUAAUUGUGACAACACUUAUAACUUAGAAGCAGUGGAGAAGUUUUUGCUUGACCUUGAGGAGAAAUAUGGCUUCAAAUUCUCGAUUGAUCGUCUCACUUUUGGGUUACCGCUAAUGGCUGAAGUGUGCGAAAAGACUUUACCCAAGCUGGCGAUGGACGUCGCUGUUUUUGUUGUUCAUGCAAACGAAUCUCGUCUCUCCAUCAACGAAGACAACGCUGGUAUUGGUUACGCGAGACUCUACCGAGCUUUGCUUCAGAAAACAGGUGGGUUUCUGGAUGUUGUCCCUUAGUUUGUUUGAGUCUGUUAACGCCGUUGUUUUAAACUUACAACACAUCUAGUUCGCAAAUUUCAUGCUGUGGAUGCCAAGUAGUAAAACUUAUAUUAAGACAUGGCAAUGCCUGCAUUAAGAAAUUUCCCAAUAGCAAACGCGUAAGUUAAAAAACUUAAAUAGCAACUUAAGUUACUGCACUGGAAAGGCGGAAGUGUUAUGUGGCACCUUUUCUCUAGCCUCGGUAUCAGGCCUUCCUAAGGGGCUAGGGGAGGGGAGAUUUUAGGACGCCUGAUACUCAGGCUACCUUUUUUCUCUCUAUAUUAAUCAAACAUUGCAGCCUAUUCUGCCUUUCACGGUUAAGGUUCUUAUUGACUGAAAUCUGCUUCAAUCCGGUUUGUGUAAAAAAAUCAGGAUAAAAAAUGGUAAAUCAAUGAAUAAAGCGUAAGAAGAGAGUAAACUACAUAGGUUGUGUUUUCACUAGGGCGAUUAACUAGCUGAACAUUCUUUCUAGGAUUUGUUUACAAACCGACUUUUCCUAGUUAAACGUGACAACUGGUUUCACUGUGAAAUUUAACCGGCAAUCUAAGCUACUUAUUCAGUGGAUUCAAAUUGCAAAAGCGCGCCACAAUAAAAAUUGAAAGGGGACGAAGUGCUUGUAAUGCCGGCCUUCUCUAGUGAUUAUUUGCGCUGUAUUUUUGCGAGGGAGAAGGAGUUUUAUUCAGCAAAUGAGGCUUAUGUCCUUACAAAUGAGGAAGAUGCGACGAAAUCUUUUAAUUCUGUCAAUCCAACAACGAAACAACAUUCAGUGCCAUAACUGGGAUAAGCGCAAGACUAUGUGGGUUUAUCCAAGACCACAAUUCUGGUUUAAGGACCUGGCCGAAGAAAUGGAGAAUCCAAUGGGGUCGGUAGGAUUGUAAAUCGAAAGAAAUGGCUGUCGGAAUUCUCUUCCAUGUUGAAUUUCUCAAGCUCAACAAAGAGGCAAUAGUCUGGAAAAUAAUAUUGCCAGAUUAUUUGGCAGGCAUCUGCCACUACGCGCGACCCGAUUGGCUACGGCGUUUAUCAGGACAAGUUAUACCAUCUCGCGAGGUAGUAUAACUCUGCGUGAGUUUCCGCUCGUAAAGGCGAGAAAAUCCCUUGUUUUUGCUUCUGAAAACGGCUUGCAUUUUUUAACUAGCUCAAACCAAGACGAGGUGUUUUCACUGUAUUUCCGGACUUUUCCGGCUUUAUCUAGUUAAAAUUGUCCUAGUGAAAACAUAGCCAUAGAGUACUUUCGAUUUCGAUCGUCACGAGGUCGCGUGUCACGGCAUGUCACCCGAAGGGCGGAAGUAUUUCUUGGAAGAUUGUCAGGCGAUACCAGUUAUUGGAAGAUCUUGCACAGUCAUUGACAAAACCGGAAGCAUUGCUUGGAAAGAAAAAACUUUGACAUGUACGAAGGAGCAAGGUACGAAACAGAGCUAAACAAAGGUGCCUGUUUCUCAUAGAUCUAGUCGUGCAGCUAAAUGUUUGUACUAGUAAACAAAAACUAAAGAAGCAAAUUUUAUUUUCCUCUGGGAAUGACCAUCACUACAAGAAAAUCUGUUACAUUUUAGAAGGCCAAGAAACAAAAGAAUACUUUUACCUGGCAAUAUUUAGAGUAUAAGGAAGUGUGUCGUAUUUAAUCAUUAUCUGAAGCAGUCAGGCCAUCCCUGACGAAUCACUUGAAGAAUAGAACUAUGUUAUUUUAGUAAAACCCAACUAGUGGUCUAUUAUCAAUGCCGCGUUCUGAUUGGUUGAGCUACUAUUAGGCUAUAUGUUAUAGCCCACUAGUAGCGAAAAGCGCCGGCUUUUUGGCGGAAAAAAGGAUUAAAGUCUAGCUUUAAGGAACUAAAAAUUUUUUAUUCUCGAUAUUUUUGAUCAAUCGGUUGGAUUUUACUAAAAUAAUUAUUCCUCUUGCCCUCAUGGCCUCUGAGUCAAUAGCCCAUUCGGCCGCUAUUGACUCAGAGCCCAUUCAGGCUCGAGUAAUAAUUGUUAAACUUUCUCACUUGUGGAAUCCUUGAUCCGGGAAAUUUUUGCACGUGGAAUCCAGGAAUCCUGGGCUUCGGAAUCCGGAAUCCAGCUAAAGAUAGAAUACGGAAUCCAAGUUCCACGGACAAAGAGUCUGGACUCCAGUAGAUGGAUCCGGAAUCCAUGGCGAGGAAUCCAAAAUGCAAGACUGUCUUGGAUUCCUUUUCAUGGGGCGUUUUAAAUAUAAAAGAACAACCACUGCUGUUUCCUUUUCAUUUGCCCCCUCCCCUAUUUCUAUGUGCUUUUCCUCUCAAUACUCCUGUCUAUUGGCUGCAGUUUCAGCAGCUGCUUUUUCGAAUGUCCAGUCUAAUAUAUAAUGAAUACAUUGUGACCAUAAUCAAACAAAGUCAAUGACAUCUUAGGUAGGAGGAUGUAUUGAUAGAUCAACAAACUAGUAAAUAUUUGAUAGAUAGAUGGUUGGUAAGUUGAGGACAUCGCCAUGGAUCAACAGAUCGUUGGAGCUAGUAGAUCGAUGGAACUGUUAUUAAGCCCCGUUUUUUUUUUACUCGGCAGGGGCGUAGCCAUCCCAUGGACCUGAAGGCCUGGGCCAACAAUUUUUUGGUUUGAUCACUUUACCUAAAUGUUACACAUCUCUAAACCGUGGAAGUGUUGGUUAGGUCAGUGCAUACUAGGUUGUGUGUGCAGUUUUCAGGAUAUGUGGAAAUGAAAGUCACCCAGACCUACAACUGGUCGAAAAGCUAGCUACGCCCCUGCUCGGGAUAGAAAUAUCAGUUUACAUGAGUGUCCAUUGUUACUCCUCUUCAUACGAGUGAUGGAGCACUAACGGCGGAGCAGCCGCGCCUCCCUUACGGUGUAUCAAAACGCUGAGAACUGUUUGUAUACACGUUUCCGUGCCUAUUUUUUUUCAGAUAACAAAGUGUUGAUCGUGAUAGGCGGAGACAAUAACUACCGGGAUGAAGACGAACAAGGGCGGUCUGUCAUCUCGCGCUGGGCAAAAAGGAAGGUGGCUUCGCAGUUCGGUGAAGAGUAUCUGGAUGGAAGGCAAAGCUUUAUCUUCUCUUGGAAUGAAAAACACCGACCGAUUCACGAGGAAGCAAUGCGGCAUUACCUCGAUCCCGGGAAGAGGGGAUCCAAGUUUGAAUACACCCUUCCCAAACCCUUGCCGGAGCCCAUACCGCACGUGGAUCUUCGAUCAGCCAGUGCAGACACAGAUAUAAGCAGAGAGGUAGGCGAUAACCUCCUUCUUCCCUUAAAUUGUCGGAAUAAUUAAUCCUUUCGCUCGCCAAAGGCGAAUUCGAAAUUGAAAUUCUAUCUUAAGUCCUGCCAAGGACAUUUCAUUUGAAUGGUGACAACAUAGGAUUUCUUUUACAGAAUCGCGACCUAACAAGACUCCAUCAUCCACUCUGGUAGUAAAAAGGUUAAACUCCCCCCUUCCUCUUAACUCCCGCUUUUUUUUUUUUGAACAGAAGACAUACGAUUGAAGAAAUAAAAUUUAAAAAAAUUUUAAUUACAAGAAUUAUAAAAAAAAAAAGAAAUAAUAAUAAUAAUAAUAACUGGGGAAAUGGAACCCUUGACCCGUUCAAGGCACCGCCCUGUUUCUUACAAUUAAAAUUCUGAAAAUGAAGAAAUGAUCGUCGCAGUGAACGCAAUUUAUGCAAUUGCAUAAAGAAGCAAUUUACAGCCACAGUUGACCUGCUCCCAACGUCAGUGGAUUCAUAGCAGUUGGCAGAGCAUUGCACCGGUAAUCACGAGGUCACGGGUUCAUACCCCGUUGAAGUUUCAGGUUUCUUUACGAAAUUGCAUAAAUUGCGUUCACUGCGACGAUCAUUUCUUCAUUUUCAUUUCAUUUCCGCAGUUCAUACAUGAUUUAUUUCAUAUAUCAUUAACACUCAUUUCUUUCACGGGAACAUAUGAACCAACAAUUGACCUGCUCCCAACGUCAGUGGCUUCAUAGCUCAGUUGGUAGAGCAUCGCACCAGUAAUUGCGAGGUCACGGAUUCAAACCCCGUUGAAGUCCUAAAUUUUUUUCAGGCUUCUUUACGCAAUUGCAUAAAUUGCGUUUACUGCGACGAUCAUUUCUUCAUUUUCAUUUCAUUUCCGCAGUUAUGGUCCUUUCCAGGGGGGUUCAUGUUUGCUUGGCAUGUGCUGCUGGCCUCUCAGAGCCAUACCCCAUUAUAGUCUAUUCUGUGGCCAAUUAUAGACCCCACCUUAGCCACUCCGGUGCGACCCCAUCCAACGGCUCAUCCCCAUUAGCCUCUUAUAAGAAAGUACUCUCCCAAGCUUUCCCUCCUUUUAAAACUGGCAGCACUUAGUAGAAACCAAACAAAAGACGUUUUCAAAAAUUUUAGGUGUGCAAAAGAUAAUUAUGUUGUGUUUUUAUGGUGGACUACAGACUCACAGAAAACACAAAAUGGAAUUCUAAUUGUUAAAUAGAAUUCAAAUAACAAGUACCAUAAAAAUCUGAAGCUGUUUAUUCAUCAUAAUUCAAAGUUGUUGAGUCUCCUUGUCUAUCCUUUUCCAGGACUUUCAAGAUGCUAAUACACCUCACCGUAGAUCCUUCAACAACUUGGAAUCACAAAAAAGUGAGUUGACAUAUGAUUUGGACAAAGGCACUUAUGAAGGUGAAAUACUCUCUCUUUGGGUGUUUGGAAAAACAUAGUUAAACUUAUAUACUACUAUUAACAUAGAAAUACACCUUUUUUUAGGAUCUUCUCUUGGUUGUCUAACCUUCAUCUCUCACUGACGAACCACCCAUACGAAAAUCCGUAUUAUAGUUAUAGUGUUAAAAGUGUAGGUCUUUUGUUGAUCGUUGUAUCUAAUUACGCCGAUGUUUAAAGUUAUCGAAUCGUAAUCUGAUAUGAUAUGGAUGUUGGUAGAAAAGCUAUGCCUUGAAACGUUCCUUCUUGUAUCAUUAAUUGUGAUGAAAUACACCAUUCUUUGCGCAAAAAAAAUCAUCUUAUCUGAAAUUGUCGAUGGCCAGAUAGUUGUCAUCUGUAUGAUAUCAUUUCCUUUCUUUCCUUUCACUUGUUCGGCUCCAGCGCAGGCGUAUUUUAGCUUUUCAGGCCGACCUCGUUUCUAGGAUUCUCUCCCUUGAUCUCUUGCCUCGAGAAAGCAGGCUGGAGAGAGAACCCCAGGGAUUAUCGUCAGGUGUCCCCGCCCCCCUCCCCUUCGUUGCGGGGAUUAAGUAACAAGUCAAAAGAGCUUGUGCGUAGGACACGCUUUGUUAAGAAAUAGAGUCAGAAGGCAAAGUACAAUAUACACCUCAUAAACUGUGUGAUUCUUUCAUAUUCUAGCUUUAAAUAUGGGUGGUAGUGGAGUACCACCUGUUUACCUAGCAGGGACCGUGUUAUUGGAGACAUACGUGCGUUAUGGAAGCAUUUCAUUCAACCCUGAGGACAUCUUCCAGGAGGAAGGAGGAUGGCGACCAACAGCGAAACAGAUGUCAGACCUUAUGAGCGGCUUCAAGUCCAUACCUUUGGCUAAAGUAACUUUCGUCAGUAUUGGUAACGGAGGAGUUUCUUAUUCUGUUGUCAAGGUGACAAGUGACGAUUGGUGGGAGCGCGGUUUGUCAAGUUCCGGUAGAUUUCGACCGUGUUUUUCCUGGCUUAAGGGAAACUAUAAGGUCUGUACUGUGGCGUGCGUCCUUGGCUUGGUUGUCUUACUCUGGUAUUUGUGGAGUAGCGAGGAUUAGUUUAGGCGCGGUUAAUUGUUUACCAUAUACGAAAAGAUUCCGGAAAAUCUCAGUGGCGGAUCCAGGGGAGGGGCCCGGGGGCCCCGGCCCCCUUUACUUUUAGACCAAAAUGAGGCCCCUACCCCCUUAUCCCAGAGUCUGUAUGACCGCCCCCCCUCCCCCUUAUCUGAAAGUCUGGAUCCGCCUUUGAAUCUGGUUGAAAAGUGAAUGAAACUAGGCUGGAUUACCAGCCGCUGUUCGCGAUACGAGCCUAAGCUCCUCCCCGAGCGUGAUCGGUGGAACACCAUUUUUUAUGUUACUCCAGUGUAUUUCCGGGCAAAAUGUUCCUCGUUGAAACUUUGAUGCCAUUCAGUAUUUUCAGGCUUUCGCGGCCGUUAACUGAUUUGUGCAAAAGGUAAACGAGCCAGACCAGAUUUCUUUUGUAAAUCAAAAUGGUAAACGACUGUUGACUGCAGACAAGUCGCUGAGACUGCAAGUAGUGAUUACAUGCAAUAUCGUACCGACAUGGUGAUGAAAAAGACAACCCAUUUGUAGUCGAUGUAGUUCUGUCUAUCGGUGUCUAUCAUGAGAUCAGUCUUUCUGGUCGCGUUCAUUAAAAUUUACUAAUAAAGAAGAUUGAAUCUUUAUUGUUUUAUUAUUUAUUUUUUGUUUUUCCCCGACCUUCAUUGACUAAAAUAUCUCCUACAUUGGCGCCUUGAAAAAGCGUCAUGUUUUGUGACCCCAAGCGUGACCACUCAUAAGUUCGAGUUCGCAGUCCCGGAUGUCGUCUCAAAUUCCGGGAAAUUCUCUACCAAAGGGAUGACCUCCGCGAGCAGUAUUGAGGUGAAAACGACAUGGCGAAUCAGUUAAAAUUUUACCUUUUUAACUCUGACAACACUUAUAACUUAGAAGUAGUGGAGAAGUUUCUGCUUGACCUUGAGGAGAAAUAUGGCUUCAAAUUCUCGAUUGAUCGUCUUGCUUUUGGAUUGCAACGGAUGGGUGAGGUGUGCGAGAAGAUUUUACCCUCGCUGGUGAUGGACGUCGCUGUUUUUGUGGUUCAUGCAAACGAAUCUCGUCUCUCCAUCAACGAAGACAACGCUGGAAUUGGUUACGCGAGAAUCUACCGAGCUUUGCUUCAGAAAACAGGUGGGUUUCUGAAUGUUGUCCCUUCGUUUGUCUGACUCUGUUAACGCCGUUGUUGUAAACUAACAACACACGUAGUUCGCAAGUUUUAUGCUGUGGAUCCCAAGUAGUAAAACGUAAGUCAUGGCAAUGCCCGCAUUAAGAAAUUUCCUAAUAGUUAACGCAUAAACAUCAGGGGUACCCAGCGACAGUUUCUUCCUAAAUGCUUUGAAAACACUUUUUAGGUUAUCUAGAGUACUUUUAGAUCGCUAGAAAUGUAUUUUAAGUGGCGCUAAAAAAUUUAUAUCUGUUCGGUCAUCCUAGGGCAACUUGAGUACAAGGGCUUCAGUAUUAUUUUCCCGAAAAUUUUAGCUGCAAUUUAAAGUUUUACUAAAGUGAUAGUUUUUCUGAUUCCUCUCUGCAUCGCAUUUUCGAUUCCGAAAAUUUUAGGUUUCCUUUUUUCUACGAAAAAUGGGCUAACAUGGGGAGUGAAAUGGGAAAAAUUAAACUUCAGAAAAUCGUAGGGAAUUAAUUAAUUAAGCCCCGAAAAUUGUACAUAAAUGGAACGGUCAUCUAGAAAUUUUUAGCUUUCCUCAAGCUAUAGAAAAUUCUCAGGCAAUUUUUGCUUCUCCGAACAGAUAUUUCACAGAAAACAGUCGUUGGGUGCCCCGGUGAAUAUCAGAUCGUAAAUAAAACCUAAACUUACUGAAGCGACAUACCAGCUGAAUAAUUAUGCAUACACAGGAAAGGCGGAAGUACUAUAUGGCACCUUGUUUCUCUCAAAAUCAAUCAGACAUUGCAGCCUGUUCUGUGUUCACACAGUUAAGGUUCUUAUUGAUUAAGUACUGCUUCAAUCCGGCUUAUGUACAAAAAAAUUAGGAUGGAAAAUGGUGAAUCAAUGAAGAAGGCGUAAGAACAGAGCAUACGUCUUCAAGUACUUUCGAUUUCGAUCGUCACGAGUUCGCGUGUCACGGCAUGUCACCGAAAAAGGCGGAAGUAUUUCUUAGAAGAUUGUCACGCGCGAUAUCAGUUCUUGGAAGAUCUUGUACAGUCAAUGACAAAACCGGAAGCAUUUCUUAGAAAGAAGAGACACAUUGCUGUGAUCACCAAAACCGGGAGCAUCUCUAGAAAGAAAAAACUUUGAUAUGUACGAAGGAUCAAGGUACGAAACAAAGCUAAACAAAGGUGCCUGAUUCUGAUGGAUCUUGUCAGCAAAAUGUUUCUACUAGUAAACAAAACUAAAGAAGCAAUUUAUAUUUUCUUCCGGGGAUGACUAUCACCACAAGAAAAUUAGUUACAUUUUAGAAGGCCAAGAAACAAAAGAAUACUUGAUUUCCUGGCAAUAUUUGAACUAAAAGGAAAUAUGUCCUAAUUAAUCAUCUUUGAAGCAGUCAGUGGGGGACGCUCCACGGUAAUGUUGCGUUGAGCUAAAAAACUUAAGAGCUCAAAGUGUUGGUAAGGUCAGUGCGUACUAGCCAUGAGUGCAAUUUUUGAGGAUAUGUGGAAAUGAAAGUCAGCCAGGCCUACAACUAGUAGAAAAGCUGGCUACGCCCCUGCUCGGCAUAGAAAUAUCAGUAUUGUCACUCUUCUUGACAGGAGUGAUGAAGUACUAACCACGAAGCAGCUGCGCCUCCCUUACGGUGUAUCAAAACGCUGAGAACUGUUUGUAUACACUUUUCCGCGCCUAUUUUUUUCAGAUAGCAAAGUGUUGAUCGUGAUAGGCGGAGACAAUAACUACCGGGAUGAAGACGAACAAGGGCGGUCUGUCAUCUCGCGCUGGGCAAAAAGGAAGGUGGCUUCGCAGUUCGGUGAAGAGUAUCUGGAUGGAAGGCAAAGCUUUAUCUUCUCUUGGAAUGAAAAACACCGACCGAUUCACGAGGAAGCAAUGCGACAUUACCUCGAUCCCGGGAAGAGGGGAUCCAAGUUUGAAUACACACCUCCCAAACUCUUGCAGAAAGCCAUAGAACCUGAGGUCCCCCAACCCUCGCCGAAGCCCAUACCGCCUGUGAAUCCUCGACCAGCCAGUGCAGAUACAAAUCUGAGCAGAGAGGUAGGCGAUAACCUCCUUCUUCCCUUAAAUUUUCGGAUUAUUAAUCCCUUCACUCUCCAAAGGCGAAUUUGAAAUCGAAAUUCCAUCUUAAUUGCUGCCAAGGACAUUUCAUUUGAAUUGUGACACCAUAACAUUUUCUUUACAGACUCACCACCUAACAGGACUCUAUCAUCCACUCUGGUAGUAAAAGGGUUUUUAAAAACUCCCUUUCUCUUAACUCCCGGAUUAUUCGUUGCUAUGGUGGGAGAUAAAUGAGGUUAAGUUGGUUACCACCAGGUUCACACCUUAUUCACCUCUUUGUGGGUGGCCAGCAAACAGAACGGCGCGGUUUUACUUGUUUAUGUGUCUGAACGGUGUGUUCUUACUUCUUUGUGUCUGAACGGCGCUUUCUUACUUCUUCAGUCCUUGAGUCAGUUCCAUCCAUUUUCCAACUUUUGUGCCAUGCUACUACCAGCAUCUCAUCUAAAUAUAACUUAAGUAAGCCCCCUCUCCACCCUCUAUUCAACGUUGUUUUGGUCUAAAACCCAACAUGUACAAUUAUCUUGUCAUCCUAAGCAACGCUGGAGAAGGGAAGGGGAGAAAACGGGCAUCUUAAUUCAUUUGGCGGCGGUUUCUAUUUUUGCUAGGAUCACAGGAAAAAAAUCGGUGUUUUUGCGAUGUGUCUCAACAGGUUUUGCCCGAGGUUGUAGCUCUGGGGUCCUCUGGGGAAAUAUUCCAGGUAUAUAGUAGUUGUGGUUAUUACAUUUAUCGGUGACAUAGCUGAUCCUUUUUAGCCAGAAUAUCUUACUAAAGUAAUUACUAAAGUAUGAGUUAGGAAAGGUGUUUGAAGAGAGCCCUCGGUAUAUAGAAUUCAUCAAAACAUACCUCAUAAGUAAUCUUUUUCCUCGUAUAGUCGUCUUUGGUAAGAAGUGACAAGGAAAUCCUUAUCCAGGAGGACAGUGAAGAAGAUACUGGAACCCGCCGAAGAUCCUUUAGCGAUCGGGAUCAGUCAAAAAGUGAGUUGAGAUAUGACUUGGACAAGAGCACUUACGGAGGUGAAAGUCUUUCUGUUAGGAAGUUAUGUUAUAUCCGUUAAUUCUUUAAUUAUCAAAAGCCACGUAGUACUACUACCUAGUCUUCUUCGCAGCCGUCUUUAGGCUCGUCACGCAUGCUCCUCCUCUCGCCUUUCACUUCUCCUUUGUGAGGAGGAGCGUUGCGCGACGAUCCUGAAAACGGCUGCCAAGAGACUAAUUACUAGUUCAUGUCUUGAAAAACUCCGUGACCCCUCAAUCAGGUACAUGAAAGUUGCUCGUCCCAGGUUAUGGGCGUUUGUACUCGCCUAUUACUUCCCGCUUGCCCUUGCUAUCCGUUUGGCUGUUUCAGAUAACACCCCUUUCUAAGGUAACUGGAAUCCUGCUAAUAAAUAGAAUCCGGAAUUUAAGUUCUACUGACAAGGAAUUGGAAAUCCAGUCCCUGGAAUCCGGAAUCCACGAUUCACGGGGCAACAAAUAUCAUCAUUUAUAAAUGAAAAUGAUACUCGUAAUGACUAACAAAUAGAUACUUAAGUUUGUGAACCUUCGACAUUGGCAGCUAUAGGUACUGGUGAAACACCGCCAGCAACUUACCAAGGGGACGUCAUCCUACUGGAGACAAUAGUGCGACAUGGAAAGAUUUCUUAUGAAGAUGGGGAUGUCGUGCAGAGAGAAGCAGGAUGGCAACCUACAGCGAGACAGGAAACAGCUGUCGAAAACGACCUUAAGUCCUAUCCUGUCCACAUGGUGACGUUUUACCGCACUGGUAAUGGAUCAGUCUCUUAUAAGUAUGACAAGGUGAAACCUUCCGCUCGCACCGUCGACCGCGGCUGUUGCUCUAAAAUCAGAGCGUGCUGUUCCAGGAUUUGGAGAUUUAUGGUUGCUUGUUGGGGAUGUAUGGUUGCUUGUUGGGGGAUCGUUAUUCACUGGUUCCGGGGACGCUAA